UUAAUUCAAAAGAAAUAAGGAUACAAUACGAAGGCCAAUGAUAUACGAAGAAGGGAUAGACCAUAUUGAUAUCACAUUCCAUAAAAUAUUGAACUUUGCUUUGCAUCUCUUCACUCAUGGAUUCAACUCGAGCAACAAAUUUUCGGCGUGAUGAGGAACCAAGAUCAGUACGUAAUGAAGAUCAUAAUAGCCAUUCAAUUUCUCGUACUACAAGAACAGAAGAAGAAAAGCAGAGACGCAGACAAGAGUGGCUGCGACAGCAAGAACGUGAGAGACAACAUGAAAAAUUAAAGCAGCAAAAAAUUUUAGAGUAUGAGAGAAAACGUGCGCAAUCUUUAAAACAUGCGCAAACUUUAAAGCAUUCUGAGCAAAAACCUUCACGUCAUAGUCGAAGUAGAAGUGAUAGCAAGUCUCCCUCCCUUCACCGGCAUAGAGGAAGAUCUACAUCAAAUGUUUCCAAAUCUGGCACUUUGUAUGAAAAAUUAGAUGGGUCUUCAAGUGGGGCAGUACCCUUGUUCAAAGGUGCUCAGGGCAUACAGAUUAGUACUACAGAGCUACGUCGAAUUAAGGUUGAUAUUCGCAGAAAUAUUCCUGCGAAAGGAUCCAUUUCUGAACUAGAACGAGAUAUACUUAAUCCUGAAGAUGUGGUCGUCAAAAGAAGAGAGGGGGAAGGAUGUAAACCGAUAUUCGACAGAGAAGAAAUUAAAACGGCGAUAGUUAAACCUAACGAAGUGGAGGAGCGACGUACGGUUGUAGCCGUAGAUAGGGACCAACCAGUUUCCUCGAGCAAAUUACGAACUUCCACGAAACGCUCUUCAUCUUUGAGUCCUACCAGGAAUCGUGGUUAUAGUCCCGGAUAUUUAUCUUCCUAUCAAUCAAAGUAUCGUAUAGAUUCGAAGCGUUACGAUAGUAGGACGAAU
Molecule: messenger RNA, 920 nt
Organism: Linepithema humile (Argentine ant)
Lineage: Eukaryota; Metazoa; Arthropoda; Insecta; Hymenoptera; Formicidae
Source: RefSeq, a predicted model, not a curated record